ACAAGCCAUUUCAUUGCCCACGCUGUGGCAUACCUUAUCCAGGCCCCUUGUUGCAGUCUUGGCAGGUACCAUGUCCAUGAUUAUCUGAAGUUCAGAUAUGCUUGUGGACUAUCCAGAGUCCGGUUCUGAGACGGACAAUCAGUCUGAAAGCAAGGCGCAGACCAAGAAAAAGCGCAAGGCUCAACAUGAUGAGCCUGUCGAGCUCAAGUCCAAACGACCUCCACCACUGCCUAGCACGUUUCAUUCAUUAUAUGCUACAAACGUAAGGACUUCUGCAGUUGAUGACCCGACGUUGCACGCCGGUCGAACUCGACAGGUGCCCCAUGUGGUUGGUAAUUGGCCAACCCAUCUGUAUCUCGAGUGGUAUCCUGCACAGGAGGAGUUGGCUAUCCUCGACAAGGUGAUAACCCAAGCAGGGCAAACCCAAAACGACGGCAACAGCACAUGCAUUCACACAUACAGUUUCCUGCGUUCGGAGCUAGGGUCGUUGCAACCACUCCAUAUCAGUCUAUCGGCUCCUCUUGUGCUUCAGACGGAUCAAAAAGAGUCCUUCGAGAAAGCUACUUCAACCAGAAUAGCUCGGAGCCACGUGAAACCAUUUACUGUCCACGUCACCGGACUUAAUUGGGUUGCAAAUCAUGAUAAAACCAGGUUCUUCUUGGUGCUGAAGCUUGCUAAACCUGCAAACAACGAAUUGAACAGGCUUUUGUCAGCCUGCAAUGCGACUGCCGAGCAAUUCGGGCUUCCAGCACUCUAUGCAAAUGGACCCGACAGGUCUGUUACCGAUGCAUCCAAAGUCAAAGGCCAACCCAAUGAAAUGGACAGAUCGAAGGCUUUCCAUAUCAGUAUCGCCUGGACCUUAGAGGAGCCCGAUAGACAAGCUCGAGCACAGCUUGCUGGCCUCGACCAAAUCGACCUGCAGCAACUGAAGGUGAGCUUCUCACUACUCAAACUCAAGAUCGGCAAUGUUGUCAAUGAUGUUUCCUUGACCGAGCACCAAGAUGCCGGGCAUGUCUGACAUUGCUCCUCAUGUCUUGAAAUGCAUGAAGCGAGCAGGUUCGGGUGCCCUUGGUUGAAUCCAUGCAGGAUAAGCAAUGGCGCCGGAAAUCUGCUUGAACCUGCAAGAUGAUCAGAUCUUGGCC
This is a messenger RNA of Exophiala viscosa, 1142 nucleotides long. RefSeq names its product U6 snRNA phosphodiesterase Usb1. The coding region runs from base 98 to 1018 and encodes 306 amino acids. The transcript has a single exon. The record is from RefSeq and is a predicted model, not a curated record. NCBI's taxonomy places the organism in Eukaryota, Fungi, Ascomycota, Eurotiomycetes, Chaetothyriales, Herpotrichiellaceae. Gene Ontology annotation, biological process: U6 snRNA 3'-end processing. Gene Ontology annotation, molecular function: 3'-5'-RNA exonuclease activity. Gene Ontology annotation, cellular component: nucleus.